Molecule: messenger RNA, 1635 nt
Organism: Symbiodinium necroappetens
Lineage: Eukaryota; Dinophyceae; Suessiales; Symbiodiniaceae
Source: the annotation of a GenBank genome assembly
GACCAGGACCAGCCGGAAACUGUAGGCAGUUGGACGGCCUUCGGGGCGGCCACACCGGCUACCAGGAGGUGGCUGGAAAAGCUGCAGACGCUCUCCGGUGCGGGACAUCUUCGGAAGAGCUACUGUGGAGCGCUGGAUUUCGAGGCUCCACGUCUGUCUUGGAUGGAGGAUGAUCGCCCCGAGAAGGCACUGGAGCCGACCUCGCCGAAAAGCGAAGGUGCUGCUCUUCUAGGAGCAUCUGAGGACGAAGAUGUGUUUGCGACCUGGGCCCGGUUACGGCCAAGCUUCUGCGCUGCCCUGCAGGCCGCAAAGCCCUCGGAACGUGCGAAGAGCGAUGCGGCCGAUAUGGGCAGGAACGAACAGGACACCGAGGCUAACAAGCUGCAAAUGCUCAGCCCCUUCUUUUCUAUUGCCAAUUGCUUGCGCGUGGGAGAAAGGGCUGGUGCCCCUGCGGCUGCCCGCGAUAGCACGGCUGCGGAUGACCGGGCAGAGCGUCUGCAGCAACUGCGCAACAUGGCGAAGGUUGAGCUGGAAGAGGCUACAAAGGCACGGCGCAACUGCGGGGUGCAGGAAUCGCACUUGCGAGAACUGGAGGAGCACUCUGAUCGCCGGGCUGCAGAGAGCCAGCAAUUGCAAGCUGAGCAGCAGGAGAUGGCGCAGGCAUCGAAGGCUGUGCAGGUUCUGCAGCAAGCGCUCCACCAGCGGGAGGUGGAGCACCGGACCUUUGAGCUGGAAGAGCACCAGCUGCAGGCAGCUGCGAUGAAGCUUAGCAUGCUCCAAGCCGCACGGGAGGGGGAGGAGGCACACCACAAGAUGGCAGAGGCAGCAUGUGCAGAAGAGAGAAGGUUGGAAGAGCACUUCAGCAGCCAGAAGGCACUGCAGGAAAGCGCUGUGGAGCAGCUGAACACUGAGGUGGAGGAGCUGGUAGCUCGACGGCGUCGCCUCCGGGAGAAGGGAGAAUCUCGACAGAACCUGUACUGGGAGGCGGCUCCGUUUUUGACGGUGGGGGAGGAGAAGCUGUGGCGCCAGAGGAAGGAGCUGAAGUCCUGCCACCGAGACAUCUCCAGGUUGCAGGAGGAAGUCUCCCGAAGCGAAGUACGGGAGCGAGCUCGGCGAAGUGCCGCAGAGAACGUAGCAGAGUCGGAGCAGCAGGCUCACGACUGCGAGAAAGCGAGGCGAGAGCAGAGUUUGCGGGAGCUGCUAAGCCUGCAGCGGCUGUCCUCUGAAGUGGAUGAGACUUGGCCUACGAUUGACUGCCCUGAAGCUGGUCAGAACUCUGAGAUGGAUGACCUGCAAGAGACGAAUCUGCGUCUCCAAGAGCAGGUAGCAUCCUUGAAGGCCCUGGCAGAAAGGUUCCAGCCAACAGCCAGCGAGAGCUUUGCGGAUGUAUUGUGGGGUGCUGGGAAUCGGGUGAUCUCGCAGAUGAAGGAGGCACUAAGGACCGACCUAGCGCUGACAGAGCAGCUCCAGGUCACGAAUAAGGAGCUCGAGGAUCGCUGCGACCGUGAGCGGCGCCUUCGUGCUGAGCUGGAGGAGCGACUGAAAGAGCCCAGAGAGGCAGAUGUCAGCGCAACUAUUGCGGAAUUUCUCCGUGCUGAGCCGCGCACGCCUUGGAAUUCAGAAAGCCGAGCAUAG